GCUCAAAGCUGGAAGGUAUCAAAGUGCUGCAAAAUGAAUUUCAACAGGAUGAUACGAACUGCGUAUAGGCCUUUUCUUUUUGCACAUAUGGAGAGAAAAGGUGUGGGAGCAUCGUUCAGGUUCACUCAGACAACACGACACCUGAUGGAACUGACCGGAGAGCAGCUGAAACUGACUGAGAUCCAUCUGAAAAGAUAUUUACCUCAGUCACAACAGGCUUAUGGCUGUCUGGUCCUCAGAAACAGAGUCACAUCAGACCCUGUGAGGGUUUUAGUGGACAGAUGGCCAGAGUUCAAUGUCAUUGUCUGCAAACCAAAAUAUGAACAGAAGGGUGAUCUCUUUAAAACUACAGUGGUUUUUGCAAAAGAUGAAGCUGUUCUAGAGGAAACUUUAAGGAAGUCCUCUGUUAUUGACUGGACCCAGUACCUUUGUGUUGAUAUCAAUCUCCGCCAUGCGGAGAUAUUCAAAGCAGUCGCAAGAGAAAAAGGCGUGUUCAGCAGCAGCCUGACAGUGAGUCACAUGACAAUACCAGAUGUAUCCAACCUUCCCUCUAUAGACAGCUCGGGGAUCUCAUUAAGCUCUCUGGAUGACUCACACGUCGACUUGGUGAAUCAGAUGUGGAGGUAUGGGAGGAACGAGCAGACUGUCAGGAUGAUCAGAAACAUGGUCGCAAACUUUCCCUCCUGCUGCGUGCUGGACGCAGAGGGAAAGCCUGUGUCCUGGAUCCUCACCUUUGCAUCCUGUGCAAUGGGCGUGUUACACACUCUGCCAGAGCACAGACGAAAAGGCUACGCCAAGGUUGUGAUCAGCACCUUGGCUAAGAGACUCCACGCUCAGGGCUACCCAGUCUACAGCUUCAGAGAAGAGGAGAACGAGGUGAUCUACAGGCUCUUAAAAAGCAUGGGCUUAAGUGAAGUCCCCUCACACCGGGAAGCAUGUAUUGUAUUCAAUGAAUUUUAAAUGUGUCAACGAAGAAGUCCCUUAAAAUCACAGGCUGCUCUCAACAUAGAAAAAGGGAAGGGGGAAAUGCUAGUCAGAAAUUAGGGGUAAAAAGCUUAUGUUUUUAAGCCUCCUAGUGCAUGGGAACAUGUUGUAUUUCCAGUCCAGGUUCAGUUGCCUCAAUCUGAAAUAACUUGUUUCAUGAACAUACCCAGGCCAGCCUUUGGGACUUCUGCGACCCUUCUCGUGUAAUCAAUCUACUGUUUUUUAUCUCACAAUAAUCAAUUUCUAGUUCCUAAAAUGUUGAGGCAGAGGGUGCUGUCUGUAGCUCUGGCUUAGGGUCAGAGGUUGUCAGCAGAUAGUUUGUUGAGCAUGAUAAACAGAGAUCUGUGUGAGCACAUGAUCAUGAUCAUGGGGAGUACCACCAGUUGGUCCAGGAGC
Epinephelus lanceolatus (giant grouper) is the source of this 1380-nucleotide messenger RNA. RefSeq names its product glycine N-acyltransferase-like. The record is from RefSeq and is a predicted model, not a curated record. NCBI's taxonomy places the organism in Eukaryota, Metazoa, Chordata, Actinopteri, Perciformes, Serranidae. Gene Ontology annotation, cellular component: mitochondrion. Gene Ontology annotation, molecular function: glycine N-acyltransferase activity.